Molecule: messenger RNA, 2138 nt
Organism: Emiliania huxleyi CCMP1516
Lineage: Eukaryota; Haptophyta; Isochrysidales; Noelaerhabdaceae
Exons: 8
Coding region: 1-1074 (357 amino acids)
Biological process (GO): protein K48-linked deubiquitination
Molecular function (GO): K48-linked deubiquitinase activity; cysteine-type deubiquitinase activity
Source: RefSeq, a predicted model, not a curated record
AUGACGACGGCGCGGCGGACAGAGCAGGAGGAGCUGGAGGCGGCGCUCGCGCUCUCCCUCCAGCAGCAGUCGCCGAGGCAGGACGACGACGACGAGCUCCGUCGUGCGCUCGCGCUCUCUCUCGCAACAGAGAGCGCGAGCGGCGGCUGUGCCGUCGGUGGUGGGGCUGCCGACUCGGCGACGGCGGCGCUGCUCGCCGUCAUAUUUGGCGAGACGUCUCCUGCCGUUGCGCAGCAGUGGCUCGGGCAGGGCAUCAGUUUUGCUGCGGCGCCGGCCGCCUCCGGGGACGGCGACGCACCCGCCUUCACGGCCGGCCUCGCGCAGAACCAAGGCGGGCCGUGUGCGGUGCUCGCCGCGGCGCAGGCGCGAGCCUUCACGCUGCGCCGGCUGCUCUUUGACCCGGAGCCGCGCGCGCGCAAGCUGCAGGGCGCGCAGUCGUGGCUCGGAGAGGCGAGCGAGGAGGCUCUGGCGGCGCCGUCCGAGGCGGCGGCCGAGGCGCUGCCCUGCGGGCUCACAGAUAUUUGGUGGCAGGCCGCCGUCGCGCCCAGCGGCGCCGAGGGCGUGCCGCCGCCGCGAGGCGUCUCCGUCGUGGCGCUGGCGGAGGAGGCGGCAGAGGCUGCUUCAGAGGCUGCAGACCCGCCGCCGCUGCACGAAGCGGUCGGUGCCAUCGCGGGCGCGGCGGCGGAGGCGCGGAGCUGGGAGGAGACGCGGGCGCUGCUCUCCGCGCGCGCGUCUCGGCUGCGGGGCGGGAGCGGUGCGCUCGGCUUCCUCUGCUCGGUCUUGCUCACGCGCGGGCUGGCUCUGGUGGCGGCGGAGCGCGACGACGGCGAGGCGCCGCUGCUCGACCCGACCUUUGGCCAUUGCGCGCAGGAGGCUCUCAGCCUGAUGCUGACCGGCGCAGCGGCGCAGCGCCUCUUGGAACGGAGAGAGGAGCCCGGGGGGCGGAGCCUGUCUCCCGGACCCGCCUGCGGAGCCGCCGUAGGUCGCCCACCUAUUCGACGGAGAGAGGAACCUCGGCGGCGGCUUCGUGCUGCGCGGCAUCCGCGCGACGCCGCCCGUCGGCCUUCUCUCUGAGCUAGAGGCGCUGCGCUACGUCGAGGUUGGGUCGCGGCUCAAGUGCCCCUCGAGCCCGAUCUGGGUGGUCGCGUCACAGACGCACUACUCCAUCCUCUUUGCCACCUCGGCCUCCGCCGCCGCGCCGUCCGCACUCGAGGCGCUCGAAGAGGAGCUGCAGCGCCGGUUCGCAGAGUUCGACGGGGACGGGCAAGGCUUCGUCUCGAUCGAGGCGCUGCGCCCGCUCGUCUCCUCCCUCCCGCCAGAGUACAGCGGCGUGCUGCCGGACUACGACACGCUGCGCAAGGAGGUGGACCCCGACUCGCUCCUCAUCGUGACGUGGGACGCCUUCCAGCGCGCGACGCUGCCGCGCCACCCAAAGGCGUCCGCCCUCCUCGCCGCUGCCACGGCGGCGGCGGCCGCCGUGCCUCUGCCCACCGCCGACGCCGACGCCGCAGCCGCAGCGGCCGCCGUGGUUGGCGCCGAGGCUGCGCGAGCGGCGGCGGAAGCGGCGGUCCGGGAGGAGGCGGCGGCGGCCGCGGCAGCGGCCGCCGCUGCCGCCGGCGGUAUAGUGACGCUCUUCCAUUAUAACGGCCUCUCGUCGCGUGGCCACGAGCACAAGCGCUGCCUGACGCGCGUGUCGCUCACGCCGGGCGGCGCGCGCGGAGUGCCGCUCGAGCCGCGCGGGCUGGCGGCGGUGCUGAGUACGCGGUGGAAGGACGCGGCGGUCGCGUGGGAGGGGGCGGAGCCCUCCAUCUGCUAGCAUGCCUCGUGCAGAAUGUGGCCAGCCCACCGCGGGCCCGCCUGGUGCGUGCAGUAGCCACAUGCCGCGCGGUGCCGGUGGGCCUCGUGCGCCCCAUCCCGUGCGCCCCAGUAUGUGUGCGCAUGCGCUGCGGCCGCAGCGCAUGCGCUUGCGCACACACACAGCGGGGAAUUGUGGGGGAGCUGGGAGGGGUUAAGCGUCAACAUCAAGAGCAAGAGUGAAGAGAGCGGGGAGGCCCAGGUUCAUGUGUGUGUGUGGCGGUGUGCUCGUCUCUCGACUUUGUCGCGCGCCUCCUCUCUUCUACCAACCGGAUAAAACGGAC